GACUAGAAUUUUUCCAAGAGAACGUGUGGCAACAGAGGUGUUGGUACAGUGCUGGAAUUAACCGUUGGAGCUCCACUGGAAUGUCCCGUUGCCUUAGACGCGACUUUUGCUCGCUUGUGUGUUGAAAGUGGAGCUAUUUAUUUAAAAUUUUGUUUUUACGGAAGAUAGGUACAGCUAAGUCUCAUCAAGCAAUUAUUUCUCCCACUUACGCCCCGGGUCGUUUUCAAUCAAGAGCAAAAGGGAAGCACCACUGUGAAAAAUGAAAAAAAAAGAAAAAGCAGAGGGCACAUGGCCCCAGUGCCCCACCAUUACUCACGACAAAGCAACAGCUUUAUUUUGUUUCAAGCGGCGGCCCAUUUCAUCUUGACCAUGCUCACGCCUAUAUCUAGAAUUCUGCUGUCUACAGGGUCGCUUGUCAGAAGACGUCGAUUAAGUAUUGAAAUUUUUAAUUAACUAGAGCCCGAGCAUGAUGCCCUGUAAUGCAACGGACAAAUUUUGCCUCAGAAAAAACUCCCUCAUAAUUGAAAGAAGAGAGCUCAGCAGAAGCAGCAGAAGGCAAAGGCAUCGGCAAUGGCGGUGAAGCAGCUGGAGGUGGUGGUUGUGUUCUUUUGCCUUGCACUUGCGCUUGCACUUGCACUUGCACUUGCAGUUUGCAUUUAACACAUGGGUCAAACGCACAAUGGCUCUUCAUUGACUUUCCCUUGUGCAUAUAUUUCUGCAGUUGACACUGGUUGCCCUCUUGAGUUUGGCAACCUGGAUUUCAAAGAAGUAAUCUCUGCAUGCUUUGGCCCAGACAGAGGAAGAUGCUGCCGUUUUGUUAAUGCUGUAGUUGCCAUCUCUAUGUCAAGAUACACAAAUGCUACAAGUCAGCUUGCGAUUCCUUCAUCAUCUUCUGAGAAGUGCCUCAAGGCAAUAUCCACCACUCUGCAGACAAAUGGUCUGCCAUCCAAUGCAACAGCCUUCUGUGGCUUGGGUUCAAAAAUUGCCACCAAUUUUCAUUGUAAGGGGCGUACGAAUAUAGAGGAAAUGGAGAGCACACCAAGGUUCCAGGAAGUACAGUUGAAGUGUGUAAAGCCACUUUCUUCAUCAGCUGAAAACUGCAGAGAGUGCUUGAAUGCCAGUAUUACAUUUCUUCGCAAUCUUGGAGGUACAGAAGAUAAUAUGACUUUUAGUAUAUGCAGGGAUGCUACCUUUGUUACUAUUGCAAGCUAUGGGGAUUCAGACUUUGCGAAUGACAAAGCAAGCUGUUUCUUUAAUGUGACAGGUCUUGAACAUAAACCUGUCUUGACAUGGAAGCCACCUGCAUCAGCUCCUUCAGCUUCAGCAUCAUCAUCUCCAAGGCCAAACCCAGCACACUCUCCUACUUCUGAUCAUUCUAGUGUUGCUAUUAUAAAGAAAACUCAUUCGUCAUCUCAUUUGGCUGUAAUUCUUGGAGUUGGAAUUGGAGUUACAAUAGCAUCACUUUCACUGUCAUUGCUAUUGAUAAUUCUCAUAGAUAGAAAAAGGAAAGAGUUGAAGAAAUCUAAGGAUACUAAUCCAUCUCAUUGGAAUAAAACUCUGGCAUUGAAUACAUGUGAUAAAUUGCACGAUUGGAGAAAUGGCCCAUCAUCCAACUUUAAACGCUUUAGCCGCAAGGAGAUAAGAAAGGCAACUGAUGAUUUCAGUACAAUUAUCGGCAGGGGUGGAUUUGGCACUGUUUAUAAAGCUCGAUUCAAUGAUGGGCUUGUUGCUGCUGUGAAGCGGAUGAACACGAUUGCUCAACAAGAUGAGUUCUGUAAAGAGAUGGAACUAUUGGGUCGGUUACAUCAUCGCCAUCUGGUCACGCUGGUGGGAUUCUGUGCAGAGCGACAUGAAAGGUUCCUUAUCUAUGAAUACAUGGAAAACGGAAGUUUAAAAGAGCAUCUUCAUGCUCCCACAAAAGCUCCAUUGAGCUGGCGGAUCAGACUUCAAAUUGUGAUAGAUGUGGCUGCAGCUUUGGAGUAUCUGCAUUUUUACUGUGAUCCUCCUUUAUGUCACAGAGACAUCAAAUCCAGUAACAUUUUGUUGGAUGAGAAUUUCGUUGCAAAGGUAUCUGAUUUUGGCCUUGCUCAUGCUUCGCGAAGUGGUGCUAGUAAAUUUGAGCCAAUUAAUACAGAUGUUCGUGGGACUCCAGGAUAUAUGGACCCAGAAUACCUUGUUACCCAGGAAUUAACAGAAAAGAGCGAUGUAUAUAGUUACGGUGUGUUGCUGCUUGAAAUUAUCACUGCUAGACCAGCAGUUGAAGAGAACAAGAACCUGGUGGAAUGGGCCCAAAAAUUCAUUUUGGAAGAUUCUAACUUAUCUCGGAUGGUGGAUCCUAAUCUGGAAAAUAUAUAUGAUUAUGAAGAACUCCAGUGUCUUGUCAACAUUGUAAGAAUGUGUACACAAAGGGAGGGCAAAUCACGACCUUCUAUAAGGCAUGUUCUCCAACUUCUGUAUGAUAGACUAGACAUUACGUGUCCAAACUCUGCAUUGAUAGCUCUAGAUGAAGAUGAAGAUAAAGAUGAUGAAUCCAAAGCCAUUCACAGAAACAAGAGGAAGAUACAAAUAGAGCCAUUUACAGAUGGAAACGACUUUAGUGGUGAAGUCAGGUGCAUGGACUCUUCUCCGAAUACUUCCCAAUCUUAUUGUAGCAAAAGUUUUCUCCUUGACUGUACCUCACCUGGAUCUCAGUAAAAACACCUGAAAUACUUAAUAAACUCUUUACAUUGUCAACACCUACUCUGUACAACUGCUUCUCAUUACAAUCAUAGAAACGAAUGUCAUUUCUCCCCAGCAUAUUUCGACACUGCUGAGGAGGUGAUGCUUAUAUUAAAAGAGACGAUUAACUUGUAUAAUAUUAUUUCCAAAAGAGGAUUUGUAGUAUUCUGGGUAAAGAAAAUUUGCGUUUCUGUUGGCAGCUUGUAAUAAUAGGAUUUUCUUGUUCCUGAGAUUUCUCCAAAAGAGCCAUGAUAAUUCCCGCUCAUUUUCCUAAGGGCUGUAACUGUUCUCAUUUACGUUGGUUUUCAUUGGCAAAUCUAAUGAAACAAGCAUCGUACUAAUCAGUUUUAUA
Cryptomeria japonica (Japanese cedar) is the source of this 3070-nucleotide messenger RNA. RefSeq names its product probable receptor-like protein kinase At1g49730. The transcript is spliced from 9 exons. Lineage: Eukaryota; Viridiplantae; Streptophyta; Pinopsida; Cupressales; Cupressaceae. Gene Ontology annotation, molecular function: ATP binding; protein kinase activity. The coding region runs from base 664 to 2694 and encodes 676 amino acids. The record is from RefSeq and is a predicted model, not a curated record. Gene Ontology annotation, biological process: protein phosphorylation.